This is a messenger RNA of Abrus precatorius (Indian licorice), 3765 nucleotides long. RefSeq lists its product as uncharacterized. The coding region runs from base 1340 to 2989 and encodes 549 amino acids. The record is from RefSeq and is a predicted model, not a curated record. The transcript has a single exon. NCBI's taxonomy places the organism in Eukaryota, Viridiplantae, Streptophyta, Magnoliopsida, Fabales, Fabaceae.
GACAUGUACAGAAGAUUAUCAGCUAAUGUUCCCCUCGUUCUCGUGUGUGAGAGAGUUCAUUGCCUCUCUCUCUCUCUCUAGUUUCCGUUACUGUUUGUAACCACUUUUUGGCAGCAUUUAUAAUGCUUUACUGCUUCUUCUUCACCUUCCCUCCCUCAUUCUACUUUUCGUUCUGAAUUUCCUACGCGCCAGCAAGGUUUGCUGUUUUCUUAGGUUAUACUCUUACUUCGGAUUGGAGUUGGAGACAUUUGAUGGUGUAUUGACUCUGUUUGUUGUGUUUUUCUAUUCUUCACUUCUCCAAGAUCUACCUUCAGUACGCCCUUUUGCUUUUACUAUCUCUUUUUUUUUACCUUUCAGUUUUCUACUGUUAUGGUUUGGUAUCAAAGUGAACAUUAUUGUUUUUAGAAUGUUUUAGUUAACAUGAUCCUUGUAACCACCUUUCUUCUGGGCGUUAUAGCGAUCGCCCUGUGUUCUUUUACCCUUUUCUUUUGCAAUUUUUUUGUGCUAUAGAUCAUGUACAACUUUUUUUUUUGGAUGUUGGGAAUCAGAAUCGUUAUUUUCAAGUUUUUUCUGCAAUUCAAUCUCUACUUUUUAGAUCACUGAUGGGACGAUUCCUUUCCAGUGAUGGUUGUUUGCAAUUGGCAUUUCAAAAUUUAACGGUUUAGAAAAUUUGUAGAUAUCUGUCAUUCUGUUGUACAGUGUAGGUGCCGUUUCCUACCGGCAAUCCCCAAUUUGUUUUGUGAAAUAUUCUCACGUUCUGCUUCAAUUAUGAUUUUCUUCUAAAAAUUUGGGAGCUGAACCAUAAUUGAAUAUAGUGUACAACCUUGUAAAUCAUUGCAGUAUUAUGAUAUUUCUAUGCUGAUAGGGAAGCUGAGCUAAAUAUAGGUAGAUUAGUUGUAAAAUUAAGUUUUAAAGAUAGUUAAAUGACAAAUCAAAUACAGCACUGUGUCAAAUGCAAUUGGAUCUCUCUCUUUCAAAGUAAUAAUAUAUGUUUUUUAUUUUAUUUUCCAUUUAAUAGUUUUGCAGGGCUCUAGUUUGUGGAUGGGACAAGAAUUGAAGUUGGAUCGAGAUAACAAGUCUUCAGUGGGUCUCAGUCCCGAUACUGUUCUUCCAUCUCAUCAAUAUUGUUUGAAUGUGAAGAAGAGAUAUAAAAAUGGGAAACCCACUGGGAAAGAUGGUUUUUUGAAACUCAGAGAGUUUUGCUGAUAUAAAAUUUCCUCGCUUUUCCAGUUUUUCACAGAAGAGCCUUCUAUGUAAACCUCAUGGAGUGGAAGGCAACAUAGAAAUCAGACAAGGUCCCAUCUAUCAAAGUUCAGAGCAGGUAACAAGUACAAAGAAAAUGGGCAUCGUGGGGAGAAGGAAAAAAAUAGAAAUUUCGUGUAGGAGUAUUGACACCUCUUUUUCUGGUAUUGUUGUUGAUUCUCUGUGUGGUUCAGAUGAUGAAAGUCUAGAUGAGAGACCUUCAGUAAUAUCUCAGGACUCAAAUUUAGGUUCUCCAUCUCCAUCUGUUUCUGGUUCCUGGGCUUGUUUUGAGCACAAUCCGUUAAAUGGCUUUAUUGAAUUUUGCUUAGAUUCAGAUGUUUGGGAUGAAAAAUCUUGUGCAUUAGAAGGAAUUGGUUCUAUAAAUACAGAGAUCAGAAGCGACGAGGUUGCUGGUUCACUACUUGAUGAUAAUUUUCCUCUUCAAAAAGACACAGUUCAUGGAUUACAGAAAUCACUCUAUGCUAUGGUUGAAAUAUCUCAUGUUCACUCUCCAUCAGAGAGUGACUGCUCAUCAAGAUCAAGGCCGAAAGCCAGACUCAACCCUAUCAGGAAAAGGCUAAAUCCAUUCACAAAGUCAAAACCUUUUACAAGCCCAGUGAGUUGUGUGCUGGACACUAAUGAGGUUAAAUUAACUGGGACUAGAAACAUUACAAGACACAAACCUUAUAAGUCUUUGCUGAAUGACUUCUCUAACACAGCAAAGCACUCUGACAUUAUUUCUGAGUUCAUCAAUAGAGAUAUCCUGUUUUCAGGUUUAUCAUGUUCACCUGUUCAUCUUCACGGUAUUCUCAAAUUGAAAAAUAAACAAGGACUGCCAUUUUUUGAGUUUAAGGUAAAGUGCCCUGAAGAAGUCUUUGUGGCAAAGACAUGGAAAUCAGGAAAUGCUUUCAACUGGGUGUAUACCUUUCACUCAGUCGAUAAUAGAAUGAAAAAUACUGCCCCUGGCGUGGGAAGUGACAAAGACUUGUCAAUGGAAGCACAGAUGCUAGUUUCCUAUAAUGUAUGUUCUGACUUAGAAAGUGGAAUGUUUGGCAACUCUAUGGUGGCAGAAUUUGUGCUGUAUGAUCUUACACACUCAAGAAAAAGUGUUUCACCUGGAAAAAUUUCUUACAGCGAGCAAGAUUGUUCUAAAUCUCUAAAAGCUUCCCGUGUAGGAAAAACUUUCAUGCCAGAUGAGACUUCAGCAGUUAAAAACAUGCUUCUAUCAGGCAAUGCAGAUAUUGAUAAUUCAAAUUCUUGUCCUUUGUCGACCUCAGAAUUGCAUUUGAACCUUGAAAUUGCUGCCAUCGUCUUGCAAAUUCCGUUUCUCAGGAGAGAAAGCUUGAAAUACAGAAGAGGGGAUAGAACAAAUACCGAAGCAUAUUCCAAACCAAGUCAUCUCUUUUCAGCAGUAGAGAAGAGUAGAAAAAGCCAUUGUGCCAGAAAAGUUUCGGAACACUUGAAGGUGGUACUACCAAGUGGCAACCAUGGUUUGCCAAGUGCUGAAAGCCAGGGUCCCUCAAAAUUACUUGAUCGAUGGAAACACGGUGGCGGUUGUGAUUGUGGCGGCUGGGACAUGGCCUGCCCCCUUAUUCUUUUAGGCAAUCCUAGUAUUCAAUUUGCUGAAGACCACCCUCUCAUGGAGGAAUGCCAAACAUUGGAACUUUUCACUCAGGUAAAGCUUGUACUUCACACUAGUUCUCUAAUUUACCUCUUUCAACUUUGGGCUGCUUUUCACAUACAAUGAUCAAAUACCAUGGAUUUGUUUAUAGGGAAAUAGUCAUACCAUUAGUUUUCUUUAGGUGAUUUAAAUCUUCUGAAUUUAUUUUUAUUUUCUCUUCCCAAACAAAGAUAGAUGCUUAUUCUAGAAAAGUUGCACAAGCUGGCGAAGAGUUAUGGUGCCAUGGUAGUUUGAACAUUCUUCAAUUUAGUGUGAAGAACUCUCUAAUCUAUUUUACUAUUUGUGUCAAGCAACCAUUUGAUAUUAGAUAGAAUGCAUCCACCAUAGGAUAAAAAGCAAAAAGAUACCAGCUCUAUGCAUGCAUCAACAUAAGAUGUCAAAUAUGGUUGUGAUUCCCAUUGGAGCUUUCUCUGUUUCAAUCAGUGUAGCAGUUUUAACACCUUCAUUUAUGAGAUUUUGAUUGUUUUUUAUGGUGCAUAGGGAGCCAAAGAAAGUACUCCUAGCUUUGGCAUGAGGAUAGUCGAAGAGGGGCAAUAUGCAGUUGAUUUCCAUGCACAAUUAUCCCCGUUACAAGCUUUCUCCAUUUGUGUUGCCAUUUUGCAUGGCACCUCAGCCUUCAGCGGUGCAGGGAAGGAGAAAAAGCAACACUUGUCUCAGUGCAAUUCAUUGAAAAUGCUUAUUGAGGAGGAAGUAGAGCUUUUUAUCAAAUCACUCACAACACAAGAGAAGAAGACAGUGUCCAAGAUUCAGAAGGGAAUUCCUUCAACCUGUGUGUUAAACCCACCUUUUUCACCUAUUGCACGAGUAUAAAAGUGUAGUGUACCCCCUUAUAAAGAAAAAAG